UAUCAUCGGUUGCCGGGUAACACGUUCGGACGGGUCGGGGGCAGUGCAGUGUCAAACCUCUUUCAUUUUAUUGUGUUUGUAAGGACAGCAAUUCAUGUGACAAGAGUCGAUUCCCUCCGUUACCUGUUGAAGUCUUGACGGUCACCAUGGGUCUGAGGAAAAUCGUGCAGAAUGGGAAGACGUCGUACAUGUAUUCGAGUUCUUCUCAAGAGGAACUUUUCCUGGUGCUCCUGCAGGCGGGGUCGGCCCACUCCAUGAAGAUCACCGCAGAGAGUGAUACUGUCCAAAGAUGGUGCCGCAACCUUGAGAAAACUCCACAAGAAUACUUAUCCCUUGCAUGCCAGGCAGUCGAGAACUUGUCAUCAGUUCGCGAUUCUGAUGGAAAGGACCUCAAGGAAGAUAUCUUUGAGAUUCAGGAUGAUCACUUGGUGUGGAAGCAGUACUUUCCUGAGAAGAAAGUUUAUGGAAGGCGAGGAAAGUUUACCUUGGAAAAGAUGGAGUAUGAUGAUGCCUUAGAAAAUAUCAUGAAUGGUGUCAUGGGAGACUUGACUGCUAAUGUUAAAACCAUUGACAAAUUGACAUCAGACUUGCAAGCAAAAGAAGAAGAGGUUAAAAAAGCUGUAGACUUAGUAGCAAAAAGUGUGAAGAUGAAGGAAGACUUUGAAAAGGCAGUUUACGGAAAGUGUGCCAACAUUAUCAAUAUGAAGAAACUGAGGAUGCGUCAGCUUACUAGUCAGUCAUCAGCAGCAGCAAAGGCAAAUGACACAGCACUGGUCACUAAAGAUAGAGCAAAUGAUUCUCCUUCCAAGGCGAGUAAAGCAAAUAGCAGUGAUAGCGAAUGCUACAACUCAGACACUGAUGUAGAUGACCCAGAUGGCAUGGACACUGAUGAAGAAAACCUUAGAAGCAUUUCCCCAAAGAAGCACGGAAGAAACGGCAAUACAUUGACUGAAAAGACAUCAACAGCAUCAAAACGAGCCUUUGAUUUGCAGGAUGAUCUUUUCAACAAUAGCAUUGAGGCAGAAUUGUAUCCAACCUCAGCGAGUGACAAAAAGAGAAAGACUAAAUAUGAAAAUGUCAGUAGCCCAAGAACUAGUGCAUCCCAGACCAAUAACACUUUUGAAAAGGAAGCAGCCAAAAAUCAGACGCAGGAUGAGAAAAAAUCAAGUUCUUGUACAUCAUUUCAAACAGAUUCACAAAAUUCCAUUCUUGAUGAACUCUUUUAAUUUUUUUUAUUUUUUUAUUAUUAUUAUUUUUUAAAAUGGUUUAAUGAGGCAUGGAAUAAACACAUGAUACAAUAGUGAGAUGAUUUUACCAUUUAUAUUUACUGGAUUUUAAGCAUCCCUUGUAUUUUGGGUGUAAUUUUAUAUUUUAACAUUUCUAAUAGCCUGUAAUAUUCCGUGAAUGUUGAAUAUCUAUUAAAUAUACUUUUAAUUGUGUACCAUAUAGUUUACCUUGGUACAGUGUACAAAUAGAUUCUGUAAAGGAGUCAUUUUUAUAUAUAUUUUGUACAUAAUAAAGUAUUCUCACAAAACUGUGUUUAUCAUUAAUAGAAAAUAGAAAACUUUACCAAUAAACCAAAAAUCCAGUUUCAAAAUACAUACAUGUAACACAGCUUAUUAACAGAAAAAAGUCCUAAUAGCUCCAUUUUUAAUGCAGGGUCAUGCAUCCCCUUCAUCUUUGUAUAGUUCUAAUCUGCAAAAAUCAUAUAAAAUUGUUUUUGGGCUAUUACUAACCUCCAUGUUUUAGACAUCAUGUAAUGGUUAAUGGUUAAAAAGCAAAAUUAAUGUGAUAGACAUUAAAGGUCACAGAGCACUAUAUUGGAAGGCAUAGAAUUGGAAUAAGUGAAGAGGGGGAUGACUAGGUGUUACAUGUCAACAGUCAUACAGUAGCAGGAUGAUAUUGGAAAGGGUAAAGGUGAAGAGGAUGAAUAAAUGGAUUAUGGUAGGAAUAAGCAAAGUGGGAAUUAUAUCAAGUGUGGAUAUAUAUGUGUCUGAGGAAGAGGAAGGAGAACAAAAAAGUGUGGGACUCUACUGGGAGGUCAGGGAAGAGAGGAUAGGAGAAGGAAAACAGAUGUAAAGGCUGUAGUAAAGUAUGGACAGGACAGCAAAAUGUGUGAAACUGAAAGAGGAACAUUACAUAGGAUAAAUAAGGAUGGAUCAGAACAUGACAUGAGAUAGGAAUGCGAAAGGCAGGUGUGGCCAUUGUGCAAGCUGGCAAAAGCCAGCUGCCAGUGGGGUUGGUGUGAUGUGGACAUAAUGCAGAACAUGUAAGAGUAUCUGCCUGUUCAUUAUUUUUCCAUGAUUCUUCAGUAAAAUGAGAAUGAAAAAGUAUAUGAGAUCAAAUGUAAUAAAAAAUAUAUUUCCCCGUGGAAAGUAUAUUCAUCAAUACUAGAUAUACUGUUAGGUAUUUUUCAUCUAUGGAGUUACUUCUCUGACAAGUAAUUUCAGUAACAGCUCAGAGCAGUCUAUGCAGAAAAAGGAAAAGUACAUUGUUAAUUUUAAAGAUAGUUAAACUAGCUUAUAUUAAUUUUCUUUCUUCGUCAAAGCAAAAAUGAUAGAAAUUCAAUUAAAUGUAAGAGAAAUAUUAUUAGUAGGACUAUACAUAUUUAUUUCUCUAAUAUGCUGCACCAAUGAUCCAGUAAUGUUCGCAGGUAUUUCAAUUUUCACAUAAGUGUAAUUCCAAAUAAAGUUAUAGAAACUGAGACAAAACAAAUCUUUGUACAAAGCUUUAUUUUGCAUUAAACUAAAAACAGAAACAAAAGGCCUAAGUACCUAGGAUUAGAGAAAAUAGACUAAGAUAUAUGAUAUCAAUAUAAUUAUGAUAUGAAAAACUUCAUUAUACAUUCAAAUGUAAUUAGAUGAUGUAUUGAAAUUCCCUCAAAUAAUGUGAUUUUGUUCAAUCUUAUAAUUGUAAAUUCAAUGUAAUAUAUAUGUUGUAAUUGUGGAAGCUCAAGCUCCUUGGUUCUUGAUCAACUAAAAUUUUGUAUAUUAUCAAGUUUUUUAUUAUUAAAUAUUAUCAAAAUUUUGUAUAUUAUAUACAAUGCACGUUCAAAACAAUCUCGUAAAUGCUGUCUAGGCUUUGACAGCAUUUUUUGUCGAUCUUGCAAUUUAGCAAGUGCAUUAAUUGCUCUCAUCUUUUUUUAUGAUUCAUAUUAAGUUUUUUAACACUAGUUGUGUUCGCAUGGUUUUAACAAUUAAGCUGAACAUACACACAAACUUUCUUCCCUUUACUUAAAAUAAACCUUUUGAUUUUAAAGUAUUAUCAUCUGAAUAAUGAGGACUCUGGACUUAUUAUUUGUAUACAAGAUCUUCCUGUAAUACUUAUUCCUCACAGGUCUGUUAUUACUUGUCAUACCUAAGCUUUUAGGUUCGACUUUAUUGUAUAUAUGAUCUGUAAUGCCAAUAUGAAGUCACUUUGUCAAUGUUAUAGUAUGAAUGUAGAUGUUUCUAAAGUACAAUAUGUUUGAAUCACACAGUCAGCAUUGUAGUCUGGUAAUAUAUGAUGUUGACUUUUUUUGUAUAUAUUUGUGUAUAUUCUUCCAUACAAAAAUGCAUGUCUCACAUUGGAAUAUCUGUGUAUUGUGAGCUGGUAAUCCAACAGCUUACUCAGAAACAGACUUUCAUACCAGUAAUAUAUUUAGUGAAUUGAUCUCACCUUCCUUGUUCUUAAAAUUAUAAACCUAUUUUGGAUAUAGUAUCUCUUUGUAUAUCAUUACAACAUCAACCGUCCACUCUUGCUGAAUAUGUCAUACACAAAGGGAAAAUAAAAAAAGAAGGUUCAACAA
This is a messenger RNA of Penaeus vannamei (Pacific white shrimp), 3787 nucleotides long. RefSeq lists its product as uncharacterized. Gene Ontology annotation, cellular component: nucleus; DNA-dependent protein kinase-DNA ligase 4 complex; DNA ligase IV complex. Gene Ontology annotation, molecular function: DNA binding. Gene Ontology annotation, biological process: DNA recombination; double-strand break repair via nonhomologous end joining; response to X-ray. Lineage: Eukaryota; Metazoa; Arthropoda; Malacostraca; Decapoda; Penaeidae. The record is from RefSeq and is a predicted model, not a curated record.